This is a messenger RNA of Acyrthosiphon pisum (pea aphid), 699 nucleotides long. RefSeq lists its product as uncharacterized. Gene Ontology annotation, biological process: DNA integration. The record is from RefSeq and is a predicted model, not a curated record. The transcript has a single exon. Lineage: Eukaryota; Metazoa; Arthropoda; Insecta; Hemiptera; Aphididae. The coding region runs from base 1 to 699 and encodes 232 amino acids. Gene Ontology annotation, molecular function: nucleic acid binding.
AUGGGUGACUUACCGAAAGAAAAAGUUGAACCAGGUCGUCCCUUUAUCAAGUGUGGUGUCAAUUACGCCGGUCCUUUUUUCCUAAAAUCGGGACUAAGAAAAAACUCGCCGAAAACCAAGGCUUACGUUUGUUUAUUUAUUUGUUUUGCGACACGAGCUGUGCAUUUAGAGCUAGUGAGCGAGUUAAGUACCAACGCUUUUCUCCGUGCGUUAAAUCGUUUUUUUGAUCGACGUGGGAAAAGUCAAGAAAUCUAUUCUGAUAAUGCUACAAAUUUUGUUGGCGCCAAUCGGCAGUUGAAAGAAUUAUAUACAUUAUUACAAAGCGACGAACAUCAAAAGGGGACCGUUGAAAUGCUAUCAGACCUAAGGGUUGAGUGGAAAUUUAUUCCUCCGCGUUCCCCACAUUUCGGUGGUUUGUGGGAAGCCGGAAUUAAAUCAAUGAAGCAUCUAUUGCGUCGCGUCCUAGGCGAUGCCCAUUUUACCUUUGAGGAGUUAUUAACUAUACUUACACGUGCCGAGUCUUGUUUAACUCCUAUUUCGUCGGAUCCAAAGGAUCUAAUACCUCUUACUCCCAGUCACUUCCUUAUAGGAGACUCUCUGACAGUCAUACCCGGAACCGACGAGAUAUCUGCCAAUCAAUCGUCUGAACAGAUGGUGCCGGGUAUCUCAAUACUCUCAAAACUUGUGGAAACGAUGUAG